Saccostrea cuccullata (small rock oyster) is the source of this 1097-nucleotide messenger RNA. RefSeq names its product myomodulin neuropeptides 2-like. Lineage: Eukaryota; Metazoa; Mollusca; Bivalvia; Ostreida; Ostreidae. The coding region runs from base 156 to 896 and encodes 246 amino acids. The record is from RefSeq and is a predicted model, not a curated record. The transcript has 2 exons.
UUACUCUCGUAAGAAGACAACCCCUUUACAAGAAUAAGACCACUUUCUUUUCUGACAUUAUCUGCUUUUUUGGACGAAAAAAAAAAUACUUCAAAGAAUUUUGGAAACCUUUAUUUGCUUGGGACAGUUUUAGUUUUCUACAUUCAGCAUUAGAUAUGAAAUAUUCUGUACAUUUAAUUUUACUUCUUCAGUUCCUACAGAUGGUAUGGGGUUCCACAGAUUCAGUGGAUGAAACACACGCCAGAGUGAGGCGAGGUGGACUGAGCAUGCUCAGACUUGGGCGCGGACUUCAAAUGUUACGAUUGGGGAAGCGGGGGAUGCCGAUGCUUAGAUUAGGUCGUUCUAAUGGACUGAGUGACUCAGACGAAGAGGACUUUAUGUACCCCGAGGAAACAGAAUUAGUGGACGGACGAAGACAGGUUCCUCUGCCAAGAUAUGGCAAAGAUCUGCAGCAGCAACUGGAACUCAAUGACUUGUUAAAGAGUAUGUUUAUGGAUACUAACGGUGUCAGGAUUAUUCGCCCCGCUGGUCGUCCAGGACGUUUCAGGAGAUCGCUGAAACAGGACGAUAGCGCAGAAAAAGAUAGUCAAGAAAGAACCAUACCACAGCCCCGCAUUGGUCGCUUGCUUCCGUCAAAGUUUGAUGGAUAUUAUUUAACCGAUUCUGAAGUAUUUACUGAUAAACGAGGAAUGCCCAUGUUACGACUUGGUCGCGGUAUGCCCAUGCUUCGUUUAGGCAAAAGGCUUCAAGGUGAUGAAUCAAAACGAGGCAUGCCAAUGUUAAGGCUUGGAAAACGCACAAAUUUUCAGGAAGAUUCUGCAUCACAGCAAGAUUCACAGACAAAUCAAAAUAAGCGAGGAAUGCCCAUGCUUCGUUUAGGAAGAAAUCUAAACUAAAUUUAAAGAAAACUUUAAUGAUAAACCAAAAAUAUCUCAACUCUUUGCAAGCAAACAAACGGUUCUAACAUUCCGAAAACUGUACAAGCAAACAAAACGGGGUUAUCUAUUUUUAGUACGAUGUGUGUAAAGAUGUUUAUUUUUUCAGUUUUAACUUAAUGUUAAAAUAAUCAAUGAUUUAUUAAAUUACUGUCGCAAUUA